Molecule: messenger RNA, 1031 nt
Organism: Tarenaya hassleriana
Lineage: Eukaryota; Viridiplantae; Streptophyta; Magnoliopsida; Brassicales; Cleomaceae
Exons: 2
Coding region: 156-929 (257 amino acids)
Source: RefSeq, a predicted model, not a curated record
UCUGCUCUAUAAGAGCAACUGCAAACCAUUCUCUGCAGCCUCCUCCUCCUCCCUCUCUCUCUCUCUCUCUCUCUCUCUCUCUCUCUCUCUCAGACACGCAACAGACAGAGAGACACUUCUGUUGUGUAAGGAAACAGAGCAAAAGACAGACAAGAAUGGAGGAAUUGGGUUCUAUAUGGUUUUACCAAGAGAGCAUUGACGAACUAAGGCAGAAGCUUCAGUACACUUCGUUUGAACUGGAGGCUCUGAAAGCGAAGGCAGACGAAGAGACGAGACUUCACAGAGAAGAGGUGAAGAAGCUUCUUCAUCUCCUCAAGCUCGCAUGUCAGGACAGAGACGAAGCCAAGGACCAGUUCCAGAGACUCCUCAAGAAACAGAUCGCGACAGAUCACGACAAUGUUCUUGCAAUGCCUCCGAAUCCCAAGGUCAACUCAAGCAUCACCGAGUCAAACAGCCUCUCGCUCGGCUCCCCACCCGUCGACUCGUUCUUUGAACCGGUCACUUCCCCCGAGUUCUCCGACCUCAACAACGUGGCCGACCCGGUUCACGGAUUCGGAUUCGGGAACCAAGCCAGCGAUUCUCGGAUACCCUUUUCUCAGAACUGUCACGUCUCGCCUUCGACGGUCAAGAUCGAUCCCGUGGACGCUCUGAUCGACAAGAUGGUAGAAGGGAAGGCAUUGCCGGUGAAAGGGAGGCUUCUGAAGACUGUGAUGGAAUCAGGGCCACUGCUUCAGACUAUGCUCCUCGCAGGUCCUCUUCCGCGGUGGCGAAACCCUCCGCCAUUGCAGCAGAACUUCAGAGUUCCUCGGAUAUCGGACUCUUACGAGGUUUCAAGAGGGUGUUCUUUGACGUCAUCAUCCAUGCUCAGUUUCGUCGGUUGUUCUGUGUCGGGCAUCCACCAUGUUCCCAAGCGGCAGAGAUUUCAUUAGCCGUGUAAAGAUUAAUUUAUAAAGGGUUUCUUUGGUUAGAACGGUAUUGAGAUAUUCAUUUUCCAUCUUACUAUAUAUAAUGAAUGUAUAUGAUUCUCUCGA